This is a messenger RNA of Pseudocercospora fijiensis CIRAD86, 1065 nucleotides long. RefSeq lists its product as uncharacterized. Lineage: Eukaryota; Fungi; Ascomycota; Dothideomycetes; Mycosphaerellales; Mycosphaerellaceae. The coding region runs from base 1 to 1065 and encodes 354 amino acids. The transcript has 10 exons. The record is from RefSeq and is a predicted model, not a curated record.
AUGUCGGAUUUAACACGAAAUACGCCGGGAGGAAUUCGGCUUGAUCGCCACGCCGAAGGACAGGGCGAGUACAUCUCCAACUCCAUGCUGUCCCGACUCCCGACGUGUCUCCGAAAUAAAGACACGGAAGAGUGGCCGAAAACGGGGUACUUUUCGGGUGGAACUGGAUCCCAUGCCCGCUGCACGCACGAAGUGGUAGGUGCCCAGUCGGGCUGCGAGAUGUGCCAUUGCCACAUAUCGUCAACAGCAGCAUCUGACGACGAUUCUUUAAAGUUGAGCAUCCUACAGGGCGGUAUCAGCGAGCGAGAAGAGCGUCAGGAUCUAGCCAGCGAGCGCGCGGGGUUGCACAGGCAAGGCAAGCCCGAUAACUUAUGGCCGGGCACUCGCAGUGCGCUGCACCGUUUCCGCAUACCAGUCUCCAGUAUCCCACUUCCCUGUCUCGCCGGCGCAGACAAUGUCUCCAGAUUCGUGGCUCUUCCUCGCGAGAACUCCGUGCUGGCGCGCCGGCACAAAUUCCCGCAGAGUGGGAUCUGCAUUCUGCGAUGUGGCUCGCCAAAGUUCACUCGCAAAAUACCAGAGACACGGCACUGGGUCCUGUCUGCCAAUGACAUGCUUGCUGACGAUGCUCCUUUUCAUUUUCCACAUCUCGCAAGCGAGGGCAGAAUCUGCCGAGCGCAGCGCGAGUGGAAAUCAUCGUCUCCUGCUUGCUCCUGCAGCGCAGCGGUGAGCGGAUCUGAGCGUCACUGGCCCGGCAGCAAACAACUAGACGUGCUGGCCGCCAUACGGGCGACUCAUCGACGCCUGCAAAAGCCUGUGGUCAGGAGAUGGCAGACUGAUCGGGGCCGUGACAGAGGUCGUAUCGGGGGCAACGGCCAUCAUGCUGUGCAACGCUCUCCGGCCUUCAACCGCCCAUAUGCCGAUGGCGCGGCGAUUCAUCAGCAGCAGCGCAGAGCUGGGCCAGCCGACGGCUCACUCUCAAUGCUCUCCCAUCGAGGCAGCGCAGCAAACUUCCGUACUGCAUCGAUAAUCGCAAAUUUCACUCUACGAUAUCUGAUACAAAGUUGA